AUGGCAGAAGUUGAUCCAUUUGAUAGUGCCCUCGACCUCCUCCGCCGCCUCGACCCCAAACACACCUCAACACAUCUCAACUCCCUCAUAUCACUCGUUCCCUCCCUCACCGAAGACCUCCUAUCAUCUGUAGAUCAGCCUCUCACUAUCGCUCGCUGCCGCAAAACAGGCCGCGACUACCUACUCUGCGACUACAACCGCGACGGCGAUAGCUACCGCUCGCCUUGGUCUGGCGAGUUUGAAACUCCUGCGGGAGGCAGUGGCCCCGGUGGUGUAGACGACCAGGGUAAUAAUGAAGGUGCUGGGGAGGGUGCUGUGCCGAGCUUGCUGGUGAGGCAGAUGGAGAUUAGAGCCAAUGAGGCAUUUGAUGUUUAUCGGGAGCUUUAUUAUGAGGGUGGUGUCUCGAGCGUUUAUUUCUGGAACUUGGAUGAUGGCUUUGCUGGAGUAGUGUUACUGAAGAAAGUUGCUACGCCAUCAGGGAAGAGUGAGGGGGCCUGGGAUUCAAUCCACGUGUUUGAGGCUGUUGAUCGGGCUCGAACGGCACAUUACAAGCUUACAAGCACGGUGAUUCUACACUUGUCGACGGGCAGUGAUAACUUGGGCGAGAUGGAGCUCAGCGGGAACAUGACACGGCAAAUUGAGAGCGAUCUACCUGUCGAGGAUGAUGCUUCACAUAUUGCUAAUAUCGGCAAGCUGGUGGAGGAUAUGGAGCUGAAGAUGAGAAAUCUGUUGCAGGAGGUUUAUUUUGGGAAAGCCAAAGAUGUAGUUGGUGAUCUGAGGAGUAUUGCACCUUUGACCGAGGCGAAUAAGGAUAAGGCGACGCAUCAAGAGAUGAUCAAUUCAAUGAAGCGGUGA
Messenger RNA from Venustampulla echinocandica, 855 nucleotides. Its product is annotated as putative F-actin capping protein beta subunit. Gene Ontology annotation, cellular component: cytoplasm; F-actin capping protein complex; actin cortical patch. Gene Ontology annotation, biological process: actin cytoskeleton organization; cell morphogenesis; barbed-end actin filament capping. The transcript is spliced from 3 exons. The record is from RefSeq and is a predicted model, not a curated record. NCBI's taxonomy places the organism in Eukaryota, Fungi, Ascomycota, Leotiomycetes, Helotiales, Pleuroascaceae. Gene Ontology annotation, molecular function: actin filament binding. The coding region runs from base 1 to 855 and encodes 284 amino acids.